AUGGAAGAGCUCUCGUCAGGCUCCUCGGACUACGCCGCAAGCACAUGGAUCGCAUGGUUCUUAUCUACAAAGGGGAAUGAAUACUUUUGUGAAAUCGACGAAGACUAUAUUCUUGAUCGAUUCAAUUUAACUGGUCUCAAUACUGAAGUGCAGCAUUACACGUACGCUCUCGACCUCAUCACAGAUGCUCUUGACGAAAACAUUAAUGAACUUCAUCGUGAGCAGAUUGAAACACAGGCAAGAAUUUUAUAUGGUUUGAUCCACGCUCGAUUCAUCGUCACAACGCAUGGUCUAGCUAAGAUGCUCGAAAAAUUCAAGCGUGCCGAUUUUGGACGCUGCCCCCGUGUUUUGUGCUACCAGCAGCCCCUGCUUCCGGUUGGCCUGUCAGAAUUUCCUUUCCAAAGUCCUGUGAGGCUCUAUUGCCCUCGGUGUGAGGACUUAUACCGACCAAAGAGCUCAAGACACGGCGCCUUGGACGGUGCCUUUUUUGGAUCCUCUUUUCCGCACAUGCUGCUCAUGGUAUACCCCCACAUGAUUCCUACCAAAGUGACUGUUCUUCCCCCUCCUAUCUCAAUUGCUCAGAAGCAAUAUGGUGGGGUGUCUGCGGACAUUUUGCAUCAACGCGCCGCUGCCCUGGAGCGCCGCGGUGAGUGUCUUGCAUCCGCUGGUGAAGAGACGGAUCAGAGUGGCAAUGUCAACGAUCGAUCUUUAGAUGUGAGCGCGCCCGUGGAUUUCGUUUAUGAACGUGUAGUCCCGCGUAUCUUCGGGUAUCCAGUGCACGAAACAAGUCAGCUCAUGGCUUGGCAAGAUCGUCAGCAAAAGAAGCAAACUGCGACAAUUACCAAUUUCCGGCAGCAGAAACUUCAUAGUGGAGACGCAUGA
Malassezia restricta is the source of this 882-nucleotide messenger RNA. Its product is annotated as casein kinase II subunit beta. The record is from RefSeq and is a predicted model, not a curated record. The transcript has a single exon. Gene Ontology annotation, cellular component: protein kinase CK2 complex; cytoplasm. The coding region runs from base 1 to 882 and encodes 293 amino acids. Gene Ontology annotation, molecular function: protein kinase regulator activity. Lineage: Eukaryota; Fungi; Basidiomycota; Malasseziomycetes; Malasseziales; Malasseziaceae.